This is a messenger RNA of Ophidiomyces ophidiicola, 1080 nucleotides long. It is a transcript of the gene TUF1, whose product is annotated as translation elongation factor Tu. Gene Ontology annotation, cellular component: mitochondrion. Bases 1 to 1080 code for a protein of 359 amino acids. The transcript is spliced from 3 exons. Gene Ontology annotation, molecular function: translation elongation factor activity; GTP binding; GTPase activity. The record is from RefSeq and is a predicted model, not a curated record. Lineage: Eukaryota; Fungi; Ascomycota; Eurotiomycetes; Onygenales; Onygenaceae. Gene Ontology annotation, biological process: mitochondrial translational elongation.
AUGGCCAAUUUCUUGGAAUAUGGUGCUAUUGACAAGGCUCCCGAGGAGAGAAAGCGUGGUAUCACUAUCUCUUCUGCGCAUAUUGAAUACCAAACCGACAACCGGCACUACGCCCAUGUUGACUGUCCCGGCCACGCUGAUUAUAUCAAGAACAUGAUUACUGGUGCGGCAAGCAUGGACGGCGCCGUUGUCGUUGUCGCUGCUUCAGACGGACAGAUGCCCCAAACCCGUGAGCACCUUCUUCUUGCCCGCCAGAUUGGUAUCCAGAAAAUUGUCGUCUUUGUCAACAAGGUCGAUGCUAUUGAAGAUAAGGAGAUGUUGGAACUCGUGGAGUUAGAAAUGCGUGAGCUCUUGAGUAGCUAUGGCUUUGAGGGAGAGGAAACUCCCAUUAUCUUCGGCUCUGCCCUUUGUGCCCUUGAAGGCAGACAACCUGAAAUCGGUGCCAGCAAGAUUGAUGCACUCUUGGAAGCGGUUGAUACAUGGAUUCCAACCCCACAGCGUGACACCGACAAACCCUUCCUCAUGUCAGUUGAAGAAGUUUUCUCUAUUUCUGGCCGAGGAACCGUGGUAUCUGGCCGUGUUGAGCGGGGUAUAUUAAAGAAGGAUUCUGAAGUUGAAAUUGUCGGUGGUAAAGCCGAGCCAACCAAAACCAAAGUCACCGACAUUGAAACGUUUAAAAAGUCAUGCGACGAAUCCCGUGCUGGUGAUAACUCUGGUCUUCUUCUCCGAGGUGUCAAGCGUGAAGACAUCAAUCGUGGCAUGGUCGUUGCUGUUCCAGGAUCCGUCAAAGCACAUACUGAAUUUAUGGUUUCCCUAUACGUUCUCACCGAAGCCGAAGGAGGUCGUAAAUAUGGUUUUACCAGCAAGUAUCGUCCACAAAUGUUCAUCCGCACAGCUGACGAAGCUGCGCAACUCAGCUGGCCAGGAGAAGAUCAAGAGAAGAUGGCCAUGCCUGGAGACAAUGUUGAGAUGAUUUGCACAACUUUACACCCUGUAGCUGCAGAGGCUGGCCAGCGAUUCAACAUCCGCGAGGGUGGACGAACAGUGGCCACUGGUCUUGUGACCCGUGUUAUAAAAUAG